AUGCACGGCGACGAAUACGAUACGCACGCGUGGACACAAAAGGGUGCAACGUCACAGAUGGUGACAGAGGAUCCCGCCGGUGCGUGGGUUCUCGAUAGUGACGACGAGUCGAAUGAGACGGACUCGCUCGGGGACGACUGGGACAUGUACCGUGACUUUAACAAUAUGGGACAGGGGCCAUCUGCAGAGCCAGAACAUGGCAUGCAUGCACGCAAGGUUGGUGAUGUCCCACGCUACAGUGAGCGCAGCAGCAAGACGCACCUUGUGUCUGUACAGCCGCUCCUCGAGCAAGAGAAGGACUUUACGCGUGCAUAUUCAUUUGGCAGCGAUGACGACACCAAAUUGCUGCGCCGCGGCCCCAUGCAUGAGCCGAUGAUUGAGCUGGAGGAUCUACCUCCGUUGGGCACGGAAUUCAGCAGUUACGAACGCGAGCGCAUGACGCGCCGAUCGCGGCGCACACGAAAGCGGCUCGGACGGCUCGGGUAUUUGGAUUCGUGGCUCCGCGGCUAUACCCCCUUGUGCGGGUGGUUUGGUCCACGCGCCGCGGUAGCGAUUGGGUUUGUCCUGGUGGUUGUUAUCGGAGUAACGCUCUUUUUUGUCAUACCCCGUGUCCCCUCGGUCACACUCGUCACCAAAGACCCGCUCGUCCCAGCGCAGGCUCGCUCGGAUAUGGCUGUUACGGUACAGCCCACUGGAUUCACCAUGAAUGGGACGCUCGCGCUGCAUAUGGACAAUUCGCAAGGCUGGAUACCUUCGCAUCUUAAGACGGUCGAAGCUGUCGUCAAGUUCCAGCCGCAAGAUACCAAGGUUGGCGAGGGAAAGCUCAAGGGCCCAUGGAUCCCCGGCCGCACUUCGACCAGGCUCCAUGUUCCUAUAUCGUUCUCGUACAAGAGCCCGAACGCGACGGGCGAUGAUACACAACUUACUUUCCAGGACGCGUGCGCGCAUUUAUCACUCGAUUUGUCUGUAAAAGUGACGCUGGACGUUGCCGGUAUUGCAGGCACGCACACCUCCUUGCUGGACCUGCCAAGCUUCGCAUGUCCGUGGGAACUGCCCAACUAG
Messenger RNA from Malassezia vespertilionis, 1062 nucleotides. RefSeq lists its product as uncharacterized. The transcript is spliced from 6 exons. Lineage: Eukaryota; Fungi; Basidiomycota; Malasseziomycetes; Malasseziales; Malasseziaceae. The record is from RefSeq and is a predicted model, not a curated record. The coding region runs from base 1 to 1062 and encodes 353 amino acids.